This is a messenger RNA of Kickxella alabastrina, 2314 nucleotides long. RefSeq lists its product as uncharacterized. The transcript has a single exon. Lineage: Eukaryota; Fungi; Kickxellomycota; Kickxellomycetes; Kickxellales; Kickxellaceae. The coding region runs from base 62 to 2206 and encodes 714 amino acids. Gene Ontology annotation, molecular function: ubiquitin protein ligase binding. Gene Ontology annotation, biological process: ubiquitin-dependent protein catabolic process. The record is from RefSeq and is a predicted model, not a curated record. Gene Ontology annotation, cellular component: anaphase-promoting complex.
CAACAUUGUACUAUCUUUCUUUCCAUAUAAAUUGAUAAAAUCAUUGAUAGUUUUUAAUUAAAUGAACACGUACAAUCUCUGCGGCGCACUGUCGCCACAAGCGCUGCACACACUUGCGCACAAGAUCACCAGUGCGCGCAAAUGCUGCUCGCAAGGCAUUGCCGCCCUGGCCUCGCAGUACUGCCAGCGACUGGAGCGUGAUGUCACCGAUAUGCCUGGAAAUCCUGAGAUCUCAGACUUGGUGGGAUUCAGGCGGUUUGUGGACUUUUUGCAAGGCAUCCACGUUCUUCAUGAAGAGUUCAAGCAUAAAGCUGAUGGAAAAAAAUCAGACUUGGCAGACUCGGCGUGGCGGGCACUAAUGUUCGGCGUGUUCAAUGACAGAGUGCAUGCGUGGCUCGAGGAGUGGAUAUAUGCAGCCACGUCGUGCUUACUGACGACAGCAGAGGACAGUAGUAACAAUCAGCAGCAGAAGCAAACAGACGGGCUGGACAUCAGUAGACCAAUCUCAGGCUUGUCCAGCAGUCCGGACGACACUCGACUGUUCAAUGAGGUACUGAAACAAGGGUGUCAACUGCUCACUACAAUCCACGCGUUAGAGUAUGUCAAAUGUGCGAUCAACAGCGGCGUGGGCAGGGCCAUCCGAGUGCUGGUGCAAAGACAAGCAGGCCAGUGGACCACGCCCGCGCUGGACCGCCUCACAUCCAUUGUCAGCCAAUCAGCCGGCGUCCUCUGCGCCCACCUGCCAAACGAUGCAUUGCGAGCAACGCACACAGCCACGCUGCGCGCGCAUUUUUCGCAGCUGCGCGUGUCCGAGCUCUUCUCUAUCAUCACAGAUUACCCAGCGUCGCUGCCAGCCAUCAUCGACCUGCGCGCCAGCCAGCCGCCGCUUGGCGAGAUGGCCCGCUCGCUGCGUGCCUCAAUGCAAAGGCGGCUGCUGCACCAGGCAGCCACCACGGCGGAUAUCCUGACGCAGUACAUAUCCACGAUCCGCGUGCUGCGGCUGCUUGACCCGACCAGCACGGCGCUCGAGAUCGUCGCGCGGCCAUUGCGCUCCUAUCUGCGCAGCCGGCCGGACACCGUGGCGUGCGUGGUCCAGGACAUGGUAGCCGAGCACAGCGAGCUCUUCGAGGACCUGGCUUCUGCUGACACUGCUGCUGGUGCAAAUGCAGAGCCCAUGCAUGGAUUCAACGAGGACGGACUGUCAUACGAUCAGGACUACGCACUUCCGUGGGCGCCGCUGCCCAGGGAAGCGCAGGCGACGUACCGCACGGCGCAGAGGCGCGAUGCAGAUGUGCUCGGCCUGCUCGUCAGCAUCUACGACUCGCCAUCACUGUUCGUCAAGGAGUUCGAAGCGCACCUGCAGCGACGCCUGUUGGACGCUGCCGACUACGAGACGUCGAGAGAGGUGCGGCAAGUCGAGAUGAUGAAAAUGCGCUUUGGCCCAUUGGACUGCUGCGAGGUCAUGCUGAAGGACGUGGCAGACUCCAAGCGCCUGAACGCGCACUGUGCGCAGGCGCUGCAGCGGUGGACAGCGGCGCCCAUGCACGCGCUAGUUGUCUCCAGACAGUUCUGGCCCUCGGCAGCCGCUCCGGCGCCCUUAUUCAGCUUGCCGGGCGAAAUGGCCGAGAUAUGUGACAAGUAUGCCGGUAUGUACGAGUCGCUCAGACCGGCGCGCAAGCUCGAGUGGGUGAUCUCGCAGGGACAUGUCACUCUAGAUGUUGAGCUUGGAGAUAGGGCGCUCAAGAUAACUGUCGGGCCGGACAAGGCUGCCCUGCUGAUGGCGUUCCAGGCCACGCCGCGCAUGACCGCGGCCGAGGCGGCAACGGCAAUCGAAUGCACGGAGGAGUUUGUCUUGCCGUUAGUGCGGUUCUGGCAGGCGCAGGGCGUGCUGCGCGAGUCUGCCGGCGCGUUCGAAGUGGCCGAGACUAUCCAGGAGGAGGCCUGGGACGCAGGGUCUGAGUCGGACUCUGAACACGUCGAUCUAGCUGGCGACAAGCACAAGGCGGAGGCAAUGCAGAUGCAUGCCAACUACAUAACCGGCAUGCUCACCAGCAUUGGUCCCUUGCCGCUGGACCGCAUCCAGGGGAUGCUGGCAAUGUUCCUGCCCGGCGACACAACCACGCUCGACGAGUUGCGUGAUCUGCUCGCGCUGAUGGUCCGUAACGACCGCUUGGAGCUGGUUGGCGGCACUUACAAGCUCAAAUAAAUACAAUUUUUUACCACAUGAACCUCUGCAGCACGCCCGGCUCCGAGUCCCAGGCGAAAGGCCGGUACAGAAACACCCACAGAGUGGCGAAAUUGAUGCAGCCAAACC